Adineta steineri is the source of this 5781-nucleotide messenger RNA. NCBI's taxonomy places the organism in Eukaryota, Metazoa, Rotifera, Eurotatoria, Adinetida, Adinetidae. The record is from the annotation of a GenBank genome assembly.
AUGACGGUUUUUUGUCUUGAUAUUCUACUGCAUGGAAUCAUUCCAGCAGUAACUGGUGGUUUUUAUUAUGAUCUAUAUACAACACCAUUGGCUAAUACUGUACAUAUAUAUUUAUGGAUUUGUUUUAUGACAUUUCCUUUACUUUUAUAUCUAUUUACACCAAUUAGUCUAUUAUCCUGUUAUGUCUAUCCAUUAAUAAUAGCAAUAUUAUUUUCUAUUGUAAAAUUUCUUAACUAUCGUUUACAUAAAUUUUUUGAUUUGGCUGUAAGAUGUGAUGAUAUACUUGCUGAGAAUAACAAAUCAACAAUAAAUAUUACCGAUGAUAUUGAAAUACAACCAAAAUUACUCAAUCAACAUACGACAAUUGAUGCUCCAUCGGCAGAAACACAGCCUUUAUGGAUUGAUUCAUUAUAUGGUAGUAAUAAUUCUAAUUUACCAUCAAUUUAUGAUGAAUCAUAUGCUCGUAUACGUCGUUCAAAUGCUACAACAACAAAUGAUUGUCAUUCUUCAGCAUUAGUUGUACCUUCAAAGCAAAAAUCUAAUGAUCAAAUAGAUGAAUUAACAAAAUAUUCAUUAACAGAUGUUAUUUUACCACGAUCUAGUCUUCAAGAUACAUGUGUAUCUGAUUCAAAAUUAUGUGAAAAACAUGAACAAAAACAAAUAAUUAAAAAUUAUCAACAAAAAAUUUCUAUUCGUCGUGUUCAAUCCGAUUUUAAUAUGUUCUUAAUACAUAAUGAUAUAACUCAAUCAAAUUUAAUGGAAUCAUCUUCAAUGAAUGAUACUCGUUUAAAUAAAAAAUCAAAAUCAAUGGUCGAUAAUCUCAAUAAAAUUCGCUCAACAAAUAAUGAAGAAAAUAUAUCAAUUGCAGAAAAAAAUGAAGAAAUUAUUGACAAUAAAUCGGAAAAGCAUGCUGAACCAUGUUCAACUGUUGAUGUUCCUAUUGAUGAUUGGCGUCCAAUCUUACAGAUUCUUGAAAAUGUUUUUGCUGAUGAUGAUGACAUAUCUAGUAUGAUUCCUGAACAACCUGAAUCUCUUGAACCAUUAUUACCUAAUAAAAAAACUUAUGAUAAUCGAUAUUCAUCAAAAUUAAUUGAACAACAAAAUGAUAAUCAAGAUGAAUCAACUAUUCCAACACGUUUUCGUCGUACACAUUCAAAUCAAGGUGGACGAAGACGUCGAACAUCACGUCGUGCUACAUCUGUUGAUCAACGUCAAUCUUAUUCUAAUGGUGAAUCGAAUUCAAAUUAUCAUCAUCAUCUUUCACCAUCAUCAUCAUAUCGACGAGCAACUGUUCUAAUGAAAGAAACUUGUUUCGAUGAACGAACAUCAAAUUAUGAUUCUUUACGAGAUGAAACUAGUUUACGUGAUGAUUCAUUAACAACAACACCAUCAGAAGAAUCAUCACAAUUAAUAGCUCGUACUACAGAUCGACUUCGAUGGAUACCUGUUUAUCGACGAAAUCAAUAUGAUCAAGAUUCUUCAUCACAAAUUAUUGAUGAAGUUGAAUGGCAUAAUGAAACAAGUCCAGGAACUGUACAUUAUUUUCGUGAUGAAAAUGGCAAACUUUUUUCAUAUAUUUUUGGUGAUACAUCAUGUCAAGCACGUAUGGAAACAUCAGAUCCAAAACCAAUGAACGAUAUAAUAACACGAAGUAUUAGUGAUGAAACUGAAGAAACAAUUGAACAAAUGCCAAGAGAACAACAAAUAACACCUCCACAAACUCCACUAACAACUGUUCGACAAAAUCAUGAAUCAUGUUCACUUUUUGGUCGUCGUCGACGUCGUCAUCAUCGACAACCACAUCGAUCACGACGACAUGAAAAUUGUUUUCCUUAUAUACUACAUGACUGUAAAGAUCGUUCAAUACCUGAAUGUAUUCUAUGUAUAAUCUUAGCUAUUAGUGUUUCUAUAGCUGGUAUUCACGUUCUAUAUAAUGAUGUUUAUUAUGAUUUGGAAAUUCUUAUUUAUUGUUGUGUUAUUGCUGCAUCUCAAUAUUCAUUAUUAAAAAGCUGUCAACCAGAUGUGAAUACACCUGUUCAUGGUUUUAAUCGUAAUACGGCAAUAAGUCGUGCGAUCUAUUUUUGUUUAUUUUCAAGUUUAUUAUUAAUAAUCUAUAAAUUAAAAGUUUACUCAUGGCAUUUUCUAUUAUUUGGAAUAACAUUUUCAAAUAUAAUUGUCUGUAAUAUGAUCUAUAAUAUGUUAUCAAUUAUAUUAUUAUGUUUACCAUUAUUAUUUCUAUUUGGUCUUUUACCACAAUGUUCAACAUUUCUUCUUUGUAUACUUGAAAAUUUUGAUAUGCAUUUAUUUGGUGGUACAGCUAUGAUUAAUAUUCCAGGCGCUUUAUAUAGUUUUAUAUUAUCAAUAAUUUAUUUUAUUUUUCUUUCAAUUAUUGGAUAUUAUGGUUUAUUAAUCGAUACAUCAAAAGAAGAUAUGCAAAAUAUGUUAUUUUCAGUUUAUUGUGGUUUAACAGUUAGUAUUUGUUAUAAAUUAAGUCGUGGUUCAAGUAAUCCAACUGUACUUUGGAAUAUAAUAAAAUAUGAUUUAUUUAAAAUCAAAAUAAUAUCAACGAAUCAUGAUGAUAUACAAGAUCCAUUGCCAGAUAAAUUAAAAACUAUUGUAAAACAACGUUUUCAGUCAGAUAUAUUACUUUGUUUACUUAUAUUUAUUCUUGUUUUUGCUGCACAUGCUUCAACAACAUUUACAAGUCUUCAACCAAUACUUAAUUAUAUUAUAUGUUCAUUGGUGAUUAUUUUCGGAAUUUUAUUUCAUUAUAUAUUACCACAACUUCGGAAACAAUUACCAUGGUUAUUAUUUAGUGAACCACUUAUUAAACAAGCAGAUUAUACAUUAUUUGAACCAACAGAAGCAACGAAAGUUUUGUUUAUAGAAAAAUUAUUUGUAUGGAUUGUUUUCAUUGAAAAAAAUAUUCUUUUACCAUGUACAUAUCUUGGUGCGUUAUCACAUUCAGCACCAAUUGUUAUUAAAAAAUUUGGUUUAUUAUCAUCAAUAUUAAUUUUAACAUUAUGUUCAAUGAAAAUGCUUCGUAUAGGUUAUUGUAAUUCUGCAAGACAUUUUCUAUAUGUAUUAUUAACAACAAUGAUGACAUAUGUAAUGACAUCAAAUCGUUCAGAAACAUUUUUACUGAAUUAUUUUAUUUUGUCUAUAUUUACUGAAAAAUUAAUUGAUUUUAAAGAAAAAUUAAAUUUCAUUUUUGUCUAUUGUGCACCAUGGCAAAUAUCAUGGGGCUCAGCAUUUCAUGCGAUAGCUCAACCAUUUUGUAUACCACAUUCAGCUAUACUUAUUGUUCAAUGUAUAGCAUCAGCGUUAUUAAAUUCUCCAUUAAUGCCAUUAUUAGGUAGUGCUGCAUUUAUGUCAUCUUAUCCACGUCCAAUAAAAUUUUGGGAAAAAAAUUAUAAUACAAAACGUAUUGAUAAUACAAAUGUACAAUUACAAGCACAAAUAAAUGAAUUUCAUUGUGGUCUGGAUGAUAAUAAUUUAAAUGCAAUUUUUUAUGAACAUUUAACUCGAGUCUUACAAACAUCAUUAUGUGGAGAAAUUCAACUUGGACGUCUUGGAAAAGUCAAUACAGGUGAUUUUUUUAUUUUAACAAGUGAUAGUUUAAAUUGUAUGAUUCAUCUUAUUGAAAUCGGUAAUGGUUUUAUAACAUUUCAACUUCGUGGUCUGGAAUUUAAAGGCACAUAUUGUCAACAACGUGAAGUUGAAGCUAUAACAGAAGAUAUCGAUAAAAAUCGUGGAUUAUGUUGUUGUGAAGCUGGUCGUUUUCCUCAUAUGCUUUCAUUAAAUGCUGCAUUUACACAACGAUGGCUUGCUUGGGAAGUUAUUUGUUUAAAAUUUGUUGUUGAUGGUUAUAGUAUAAAAGAAAAUAAAUUUAAUGAAACUGUUGUUGGUUAUGAUUUACGUAAACGACUUAUUUCAUUAAUGAUUAAAGCAGUUAUAUUUUAUGCUAUACGUUCCGAUCAACUUGUUACUUGGCUUGAAAAUGAACAAAUUCGACAGGCAAUGAUGGUAUUUAUCGAUCCAGAUCAAGUUGAUGUUGAUCCAUCAUUUACAACUUUAUUUGAUGAUGAUUUUAAAGUUGGAGCGGGAGGUGUAACAAAAAAAACUUUUACAUUUAUUUAUGGAUCUUGGAUUAGUUUAUGUAAUAAUAAACGACAAACACCUUUAUCAUCAACACAAGAAGAUGAUUUAACAACAUUUUGUUUUAUUUUAUCAUUACUGGCACGUCGAACUUUAUUUAGUUCAUUACCUUCACAUCAUACGGUUUUACUUGAAAUUUAUCAUGAAAAUUUUGUUCAUGGAUUUUAUUCACUUUUUAAAGGUGAUUUUCGUCUUGCACCCAAAGAUGAAUGGGCAUUUGCUGAUAUGUCCUUAUUGAAAAAUGUUGUUGCAGAAGGUGUUCGAAUGUCAUUAAAACUUAAUCAAGAUUCAUUUCUUGAAAUGUCCGAAUAUCUUGACAAUGAAAAAUUAUACGAUGAUAUUGCUCAAAAUGAUGUUAAUCUUGUCAUAACUCAUGAAGCUUCACCUGAAUGGCGAAAUGCCAUUUUAUCAAAUAAACCAUCAUUAUUAGCAUUAAGACGAGCACUUGUUGAAAGUAUAGAUGAAUAUCGAAUAGUUAUGUUAGAUCGUCGUCAUUUAUCAUUUCGUAUUGUUAAAGUUUCAAAAGAAUGUGUACGAGGUUUUUGGGCAUCACAACAACAUGAACUAAUAUUUUUGCGUAAUCGUAAUCCUGAACGUGGUUCAAUUCAAAAUGCUAAACAAGUGCUUAGAAAUAUGAUUAAUUCAUCAUCCGAUCAACCAAUCGGUUAUCCAAUAUUUGUCUCUCCUUUGAUAACAUCAUAUUCUUCAACAAGUAAACCAUUAAAUAAUCUUAUUGGUGGUGAACUUGCAUGGGAUUUAAUUCGAAAAAAAUUAUCUGCAUUUUUUCAACGAGCACAUACAUUUUUUCUUUCACAUUGUGUUGGAAAUGCAUCAGGUACAAAUGAAGUUAUUCAACUAGCUGAACGACGAACAAUAUCACCUCAAGGUACUCAUCAUAUUCGACAAUCAUCAUUGAGUACAUCUGGAAAUGCAACUCUCGCUGAACAAAUACGUUCAUCUUCAGUUCAACAAAAUAUCAAUACAAAUUCAAAUAAUGAAAUGAUUGUUAAUACUAAUUUAAAUAAUAAUAAUAAUAAAAAAUCUCUUCCAUCUGAACAACAAAUAUCUACAGCUAUAAAACGUACAUCAGAUAGUUUAAUGGUAACAACAUCAACAAUAAUUAAUGAUGAACAAACUCGAAGACGUUCAUCAUUAUCAACGGAAUUAAAUACAAGUGAUCGAAGUAGUCGAAAAGGUCUUAAUUCAAUGAGUAAUAGUGUAUCAACAACAAUUAAUUCAAAUAAAGAUCUAUCUACAACAAGUAAUAUACAAAUAAAUCGAUCAAUGAUUACAUACUCAACAAAUGGAAAUUCAAAUGAAAAAGUUGUUAUCAUUGAUACUACAGCUAUAUAUGACUCGAUUAAUUUGGGUCGUCGAAUUGAUGUUAUUUGGCCUAAUGAACAAAUGCGAUUGAAUGGUGGUCGUAAUGUUUGGUCUGGUUGGUUACCAAGUGUUGGUAUGACUGGUCUUGUUGUUCAUCGUUGGAUACCUAGACAUCGUGAUGCACGACAACGAUCUCAUAUUGAUAAAUGUAUAUUACUUGUUCAUAUAGAUAAAUAUGAUAAAUUUGUACCAAUUGCUGAACAUGGUGUACGAUUUAUUGGAGAAUCAACAUAUCUUUGA